CUCUCCGACUGUCUUGUCAAUGUCGGGAUGCCAAAAGUCGGUACAAUUUUGUCACGUUGCCGGUGACGAUUCACCGUCCACGGCGGACGGAGGCAAAUAAAUCCCAGCGCAGAGUCCAUUUCUCCUCUUCACUGACAACGAAAAUGAUUUGCGCUAAGCCAAUUGUAGCGCACCCAAUUUCUUCUCCUUCUCCCCCCUCACGCCGCCGAUUCUCCCCUGCUUCUGUCAAGAUGUCGGCUAGGCAAAUCGUCGAACAUGUGGUGCUCGUUAGAGUCAAGCCGGACACAGAGCAUUCCAAGGUCAAGGACAUGGUCAACAACCUCUCCGGCCUCGCUUCUAUCCCUCAGGUCCGCCAUCUCACCACCGGUCCGGUCCUCCGUACUGAAUCGCCGUCUCUGGCGUUCACUCAUCUCCUACACGCGCGGUACGACUCCGCGUCCGAUCUCGACGAGUACAAUGCGUCUCCUCUUCACUUGUCCGCCGUCAGGACUUUCCUCCUCCCCAUCAUCGACGACAUCAUGGUGGUCGACUGGAUUUCCGAUGACUUCCACGGCUCCGUUGAGGUAGCGCCCGGCUCCAUCAUAAGAGCUAGGUUUUUGAAAUUGAAGGAGAAUUUGGGCGAAAAGGAGAAAAACGAAGCAGUUAAUGCAAUUAAAAGGAAAUUCUCGUCGAUUGAUCAAUUGACAGUUGGGGAAAAUAUUUCUCAGGCGAGGACGAAGGGGUUUUCGAUCGCUUCAAUCGGAGUAUUUGGAGGAUUGGAUGCUGUGAAGGAGUUGGAAGCGCAGAAUGAUCAGAAAGCCGGCGUGAAGGAUUUUGUCGACGACGUGUUGGUCGUGGAUUACGCCGUUCCGGCGAAUUAAAGAGUAUAUUCAAUGCAUAAAUCUGCUGUUUGUUCUCUAUUGUAGUCUAUUGUAUUCAAGCUUUUCCUGGAAAUAAAUUAAUGUAAUUUAUAAUAAUAAUAAUAAUAAUAAUAAUUUAUAAGGCCCAAA
This is a messenger RNA of Ipomoea triloba (trilobed morning glory), 989 nucleotides long. RefSeq names its product stress-response A/B barrel domain-containing protein UP3-like. The coding region runs from base 144 to 860 and encodes 238 amino acids. The record is from RefSeq and is a predicted model, not a curated record. Lineage: Eukaryota; Viridiplantae; Streptophyta; Magnoliopsida; Solanales; Convolvulaceae. The transcript has a single exon.